Funneliformis mosseae is the source of this 136-nucleotide messenger RNA. The record is from the annotation of a GenBank genome assembly. Lineage: Eukaryota; Fungi; Glomeromycota; Glomeromycetes; Glomerales; Glomeraceae.
AAAUGCUCUGGAACAUUGCAAGAAUUCUGGAAUUAUUUCUCAUAAAGAAAAAUACUCUCGAGGUGAAUCAUAUUAUGAGAAACACACCAGAGACGAUUUAUAUUAUGUACAACAAACGAAAGUGAUGUUUCCAUGA